GGCAAGUCCAUCAGGCCUUUCUAGUCACCACCUUUAUGGAGGAGCAUUAUGAGGUCCUAGUGUUGAAACGGAGCAAUAUGUAGACUGUUGCAGAUUUUGAAAUAUAGCCCACUGAAGGGAGGUAGGAGAUCCUUCUGGAAUGUUAAGUAUCUUUGUGUGAUGCAGUAAUGCUGUGGAGUAAAGUGAUUAGGUGAGAAAUGUAUGUAUUUCCUCCUCCCCCCUUAUGUUGUUGUACUUGACCUUUUUUCAAGCAAUAGGCCUAUAAUGUCCUUUCCUCUUUCUACUGCCCAUAAUGCCCUCAGUAAGUUAAAGCAAUGGGUAUCCUACACAGGUUGAAGUUUUUUUUCCAGUGGUAUGAUUGCAUUAGGUGGAAUAAUGCAAUGACGCACUGAUAUAACAAAAUAAUCUUUUCUUACCAGGACUCAAAUCUCAUGCGGUCGUGUGAAGUGGUAGAAAUUUGAGUCAUGGUCAAGGGGGGUUGUUAUUCGUUUAUGAGUGGGUUUGAUAUAAUCACUGGCAUAUUAUUGCAGGUUCAUAUGUGGGUCAUGUGGUCUACUGCAUCAAACCGUUGAAGAAGUAAAUGCCUGUGAUGGCAACUCCUCUGUAGCAGAACAAAAUACUGAAAUGAUAAAAAAUGCAGGGCGCGGACGCCCCAUCUGGCAAAAGCACCAAGUUGAGGCACUCCUCCUGCUGAUGAAGGAAAACUUCCCAAGAUUGAUCGGAAAUUCCUUAAGCAAAACCAAAGUCUAUUCAGAAAUAACUGCUACGUUACAAGAAGUUUUCCAAGGCGUUACAAGAAAACAAGUUGAAAAGAAAUGGAGAUCUAUGAAAUAUGGAUACAGAACCUAUCAAAGAACCAAGCUGAGAGGGGCAAGGGCCCUAUUACCAAAGCACUUUAAUCUGCUUCGCUCAAUCUUAGGUGACACACUACCAGCAAGUAUGCAGCCACAAGACAAAAGUUCUGGGGGUCCUACUACCAAUCCUUCAGGAAAUCACCAGGUUCCCUUGACAUCAGAGAAAGAAGCAGUACAGCAGCUACAAACACCGCAAGAACCAAAAGAAGCACAAACUAAUGAAGUUUCAUGUGCUGCUGCCGAAGAGGGGCAGCUCUCCAGAACGAGAACUAUUGACACACAAACGGAGCUAUUGCGUGAUUCAUUGACAGAGUCUGUAAACAUUUUGGUGGACAAGCUUGAUCAUUUAUGGAGAAAACUGCCAAGCAAAAUGAGGAAAUUUUGAUGUUACUCAAAUCUAGAGAGGAAAGAGAAGCAAGGAAUGAUGCUCUGCGCGAAGAGUAUAGGAAACAAAAACUUGAAAUUUUAAAAGCAAGACAUGAAAGGGGAACAGAUAUUUAACCAAUGUACAAAGCAGGUGUUGUUUACAUAUUGUGAUAUAGCUUUGUGGUAUAGUAAUAAACCAUCCCAGAUGGGCUGAAAGUAACUCGCAACAGAAAGACUGGUGGUGGUGAGAAGACCAAUCACACAGGCCAUGUCUAACACUGAUAGAGGGAAGUUCCUCCUUACUCGUGUCUGUUGUUAACUAUGUCUUUUAUUUUAUUCACAUAUA
Penaeus vannamei (Pacific white shrimp) is the source of this 1566-nucleotide messenger RNA. The record is from RefSeq and is a predicted model, not a curated record. Lineage: Eukaryota; Metazoa; Arthropoda; Malacostraca; Decapoda; Penaeidae.